This is a messenger RNA of Symbiodinium sp. CCMP2456, 422 nucleotides long. Lineage: Eukaryota; Dinophyceae; Suessiales; Symbiodiniaceae. The record is from the annotation of a GenBank genome assembly.
GCCACCACCUGGCGAGUCCCCGGAGAGCCCGAAGACUCCCCUGGUCCGACAGAGCCGAUGUAACCCCUUUGGAUGCCUCUUGGGGGCUUUCAAGGGCAUUGGCUCUUUCUUCCGGGGCUUCUUUCUCAUGGGCAUUGUGGGACACGACACAGAGCUCAGCAUCAACGAGCCACUGCAAAAGAGGAGUCCCUUCCUCCCUUUCUCGGGGAAGCGGCAGCUCACGCGCUUUCCCGUCGUCCCUCUAUCGCUCAUCAAAAAGGCGAGGGAGAAUCACGGCUGUACCUUGAACGACAUCGUCAUGGCCGCAAUCACGGGAGCUUUGCGGAAGUAUUGCCUGGAGGUCCAGAAGGACGAGAAGCUGCAGAACGGAGAGCAGGUGCAGUUCAAGUCGAUGGUGAUGCUGGCCAUGCCGCGUGAAUGCA